AUGCCCAACUACAAGUUGAUAUAUUUUAAUAGCCGUGGACGCGCAGAAGUAACGCGUUAUUUAUUCGCUGCAGCCGGUGUAGAAUACGAAGAUGUUCGUGUGACUGGCGAAGAAUGGGCAAAGAUAAAAGCUGAUUGUAAAUCACCUUUCGGACAGUUGCCAGUAUUGGAAGUUGAUGGUAAUACUUUUUACCAAAGUCAGGCCAUUGCUGGCUAUGUUGCUCGUGAAUUAGGAUUACAUGGUAAAACUAAUGAAGAGGAAUAUCGAAUUUAUGUUGUUCAAGGAGCCUUUACCGAUUUGAUACAGAAACUUGGUAGUGCAGAGGCUGAAAAAGAUCCGGAAAAAAAGGCUGAAAUUCAGAAAGAUGUCUUUGAAAAUUAUAUACCAAAAUGGUUAAGUUCAAUGGAGGAAGUAUUUCAGCAAGUAAACGGCGAUUAUUUUGCUGGUGACCGCUUAACGGUUGGUGAUUUCUACUUCUUCCAUGCUUGUGAGUACCUCAAAGGUAUCAACCAACAGGCACUGGAUAAAUUGCCAGGUCUUAAUGGACUUUUCGAUCGUAUUGUGGAAAUGCCUAAGAUUGCUGCUUGGAGAUCGAAAAGACCUGUAACAAUGUUCUAA
Messenger RNA from Trichoplax adhaerens, 618 nucleotides. RefSeq lists its product as hypothetical. The record is from RefSeq and is a predicted model, not a curated record. The coding region runs from base 1 to 618 and encodes 205 amino acids. Gene Ontology annotation, biological process: glutathione metabolic process. NCBI's taxonomy places the organism in Eukaryota, Metazoa, Placozoa, Uniplacotomia, Trichoplacea, Trichoplacidae. Gene Ontology annotation, molecular function: glutathione transferase activity. The transcript has 5 exons.